AUGAUUUUCAGACAAUUAAAUCUCUUUAAGAAACUACAUCAAACACCAACAAUUGAUAAUUUUACAACGCAUACAUUUGCGGAUAUUUUUUGUACUAAUAUUACCUUAGAGGCUGGAAAAUAUAAUAUUUCUUGUUACGGUGCACAAGGAGGCGAUUCCAUGUGGAGGUCCAAAGGAGGUAAAGGUACAAAAAUUGAAGGAAUAUUAACUCUCAGCUCGAAAACCAAUGUUACAAUAAGAGUUGGGAAAAAGGGGAAAUUUUUUGCUGACAAUGAUGGUGGAGGCUUUCCUGACGGGGGAAAUGCUUCCUCAAUGCACGAAAAUUGGGACAGAUGUUUUUGGACAGGUCCUGGAGGUGGAUCUAGCUCGAUCAUGAUUGAUAAUAAACCAAUAUUAGUUGCCGCAGGAGGAUCCGGAGCUCUUGACGAUCAAGAUGGUGCUCCUGGAGGUGAUUUUACCAAUAAUUUUUGGUGCAUCAAUGAAAAUUGCAGUUUGUUUGAGAAACAUCAAGAGUUUACUAAUUGUCCUGCUUAUAUGAAGUCGGAAUCAGGUGAGCCUUUUUUUUCAGGUUCGGGAGGCGGUUAUAAGUGCGGCAAAAUAGUAAUAGAGAAAGAUGGACAUUAUAACGCUUCGUAUGGAAGGCUGAGUUUCUAUGAUCCUUCUUAUAUUUCUGUAAUGAGAAUAACUUCAAAUAAUAUUGAAGGAAAUGAAGGAAAUGGAACUAUUGCCAUUACCCCAAUACACCAUUCAUUCUUCGCUCCAUGCCGAGGAAAUUGCGUCUACAAUCGUAUGAAGGGCUCAAUAAUAUCUUCAAAAAUCAUCCGAAUGACAAUUCUAUCCAUCAGAUUCCAAACAAGAAAUUCAACAUGA
Molecule: messenger RNA, 870 nt
Organism: Trichomonas vaginalis G3
Lineage: Eukaryota; Parabasalia; Trichomonadida; Trichomonadidae
Product: serine-type endopeptidase protein
Exons: 1
Coding region: 1-870 (289 amino acids)
Source: RefSeq, a predicted model, not a curated record